UGUGUGAGUGAGUAAGUGAGUGAGUGAGUGAAUGAGAGAGAGAGAAGGAUCUUCAAACACAGCAGGAGACUGGCAGAUCCAUAGCAGCAGAAGUCUCCUGAGAGUGACCGAUGCUCCACACACAACCAUGAAAACGUGACCACAUCUAUCUGCGUCACCAGUCUCUUCUCAUGGCUUAACUUGACUGUAGGAGCUCUAUCUGGACUAUGACAUUCUGGACUGUGGACUAUGCAUUCAUGAACUUCUGAUUUUUGUUUGGAAACAUACUGAACGCAAAUGUUGCCAGGGCAGAGCGAAGAGGAGAAAGUGCUUUGAGGAAAAUCUUCCCAGCUGUACACUUAUCAAACAAAAACACGCGUCGCGCACACACACACACACACACACACAGAGACACACACAUGUGGGUAUGGCGUCCAGUGCGGUGGCGUACGCUGCGCUCAUGAUCGGCUCCAGCGCCUGCUCGGUGUGCGGCAAUUCCAUGCUUCUCCUGGUGUCGCUCCUCAACAAGAACCUGCGCACGGACACCUGGCCGCUCACCUGCAGCUUCUGCCUGUGCGACCUGGCCCUGGGCCUGUCCAUCAUGCCAUUGAGCGCCCACACCAGCAUACUGCGGCCCACCGAGGGCUACCCUAGUGAGGGCACGCUCUGCCAGGCCUCUGCCUUCAUAUUUGUCCUGCUCCAGCUGGCCUCUGUCCACUCACUCACCUGGGUCACCGUGGACAAGUUCACCGAGAUCUGCUUCGCGCUGAGCUACGCCCGCGUCUUCACCGCGCGCCGUGCCUGGGCCGUGCUCGUUGCCGUCUGGAGCUACUGCCUGCUCAUCGGCGCGCUGCCGCUGGUGGGCUUCGGCAACUACGGCUACAGCGCCGGACGCUACGUGUGCGCGCCCAGCUUCCGCAGCUCGUGCAUGGGCUUCAACGUGCUCUUCGUCGGCCUGGGCAUCAUCGCGCCCAUCCUGGCCAUGUGCUGCCUGUACGGCUACAUCGUCUACGUGGCCAAGAAGCAGGCCCGCCGCGGCACCUUCGUCUGCAACGAGCAGCACUGCUUCUACGUGCCCGCCAACAACUACCUCCGCAGCUCCGUCGUCAUGAUCGCCCCCGUAGUGUGUCUGUUGGUGUGCUGGAUGCCCUACAUCGUGAUCUGUUUCUACGAAUCACUAACGGGGAGGGAGAGCCCUGAGCCUGUCUCUGCUGUGGCCACAUGGCUGAUGCUCUUCACCUCCGCACUGAACCCCUGGAUCAACUCAAUGACUCAAACACGCUACCGGGCGGCCCUGUGGCUUAGUCUGACCAAGCUGCGCCAGACGUUCCAGCAGCGUCGCAAGACCUCCCUGUCUCAGGUAAUGACCACCCAGCCGGCCAGCGCUAGAGAGAGCUGCUCGUCCGCACCACCACCGCCCCCCUCCGGCCAACCACGAGCACCCACAGGCCCUUCCCAGCAUCCCACGGGGCAUGAGCAUCAGCACAAACCCAGCACAUGAGCAUGAGCAUGAGCCCAGUAGCUAGCACAGUGCAGGGCCGAGCCAAUCCCAGCGUGCACAUCAACGGGUCAGAAAAACAACAAAAUAACAAAAAAAAAAAGAAAACGCAAAGCAACAUGCCAUAUGGAGGCCACAAAAUGACUUAAAAGACGCUUGCAUUUUUCCAGCGCUUUCCAAGCCAAGUGUGGACGCAGCAGUAACAUGUGAGUGAGAGUGAGGAGGAGUGAGGAGACAGGAGUGCACUAAAGACUUCUCUUUCUACAAAAGGACUGCUUGUCUGCACACCACUGUGUCAAUGCCACUGCGGGGACCACUAAAGGACCUUCUCUAGCCGCUUAAGUUAAAAAACAACAGCUCACUCGCUUGCCAACACGUGCACUCUCAAUGCCAUCAGUGGGCACGACUCACACUGCGCCAAACACAACAAAGGAUUCGGGAUGUUU
Molecule: messenger RNA, 1923 nt
Organism: Alosa alosa (allis shad)
Lineage: Eukaryota; Metazoa; Chordata; Actinopteri; Clupeiformes; Clupeidae
Product: adenosine receptor A3
Exons: 3
Coding region: 407-1480 (357 amino acids)
Biological process (GO): G protein-coupled receptor signaling pathway
Cellular component (GO): membrane
Molecular function (GO): G protein-coupled receptor activity
Source: RefSeq, a predicted model, not a curated record